Molecule: messenger RNA, 1806 nt
Organism: Cucurbitaria berberidis CBS 394.84
Lineage: Eukaryota; Fungi; Ascomycota; Dothideomycetes; Pleosporales; Cucurbitariaceae
Exons: 2
Coding region: 51-1631 (526 amino acids)
Source: RefSeq, a predicted model, not a curated record
CAUUCAUCUUGACAGACCGAGGUGGAGUCCGGAAAUUGCUACACUGCGACAUGCCUAAACAGGCUACCAUGACGCCUAAGAAAUCGUCCCUACCUGAUAUGCAGCCAAGGCAACACUCCAGCCAGCCUACUCCAAUUCUUGCCUUUUGCCUUGUUGUAUUAUCCUUGUCCUGUAUUGUCGGCUGCAUCGCCAUCGUCUACACCGCAAGGGGACGGCCCGUCGCUUCAUGGAUUCCCUACGCUCCAUCCGUUCAACCAGCCGUACUGCUUUCGCUGCUUUCAAACAUAUCUGGUACUAUCCAAAAGUACGUUUGUGCUGAAGGCAUUACUAUUGUGUGGUGGCGAACCCUGCGAAAGGGCACAACUCUCGCAGAUCUGCAUUACAUCUGGAGCAAGGGGAAAGGCACCGGAAUCAUAGAUACUCUCCGAGCACUUUUUCAUCACAAGGCAUGGACCUACUGGGCCAUAUUCGUCUUUCUGGUCACAAGCGCCGUGAGUGUAGCAGAUGGACCACUGUUGCAACGAUCGAUCACGCCAGUACUUAAAAACUUUACCUAUGAAUACGAGGAAACUCUCAUGGGCCUGAAUAAAAUUAUAACCGACGGAUGGGUUGGACGAGUCGACAAUACUGCACCAGCGAAGCUACUCGGAGACGGAAAACUGGACCGGCUACUCCAAGAUUGGCACAUGAAUCGAUCCACAACGACAUACGUGGGAUGCAGCGAUGGUAAUUGUUCAGGUUCGAUAGCAGCUGCUGGCAUAUAUGUUGAACAUGUAUCUUCCGAGGUCAACUGGGUAGAUUUGACGGCGCCAGAGAACGCGAAUGCCACACUAUUCAGUAUUUCAUUCAACCGAAGCUUAGAUGCGACUGGAAGCCCGGUACUGCUAAUGACACAUUCGUACAUGUCGUAUGCGGACAACAAAUGCAACAGCUCCAUCAACGUAGAAAAGCGCACUUUCCGCACUGCCGUAGUCAAGUAUGAUGUCGUAAGCCAACAUAACAACCUCCGACUGAAUCGUACCCACUGGCCUCAGAUGUUGUCGAACGUCUCUUCUCCUGGUGAUCUACCAGCUCAGGACAAUACACCGGCUGGGCCACUAGCGGCUUUGGAGUACUUCGGGUACUACUACCUAAUGUCUUUUGGGUACUCGACCGGAAGAUCCGAAGAUGGAGGCUACGACGUGGAGCCAGCGUUGGGAACGCUUGUGAAUGUGUACUGGGACGCCGAAUUUGAUAAAUGGGAGAAUGAUUCGUGCCCGCGCAGAUGGAAAAAUGCUACCGAGGAUCUUAUAUGGAAUCUACACGAGGUUAUGUUCUGGAUAGCUUGGUAUUCUACAACCGGAAAUAAGUCCAGCGAAUACCCUAUCUGGAAGCAGACUGUGGCCCAGUUAGCCUACAACGCCGAGUUAAUCACCCUAUGGCUCGCUUCGGGGAUGAUGUUACUCUGUCUCUUCGCUAUACUAUCCCUGUUUUGGGGCUUCUGGGAGCUUGACCGUGAGGUCAGUCUAAGCCCUAUAGAGACUGGUCGUGCUCUGGCAGAAACUAUACUUUCUCGGCCAGAAGGUACUGCCGAAAUGGAUGCGAAAGAGUUGAUAGAGGCAAUAGGCGAUAAGAAAGUAAAACUGGACUAACUUCUAGGAUGUUCGGUUCGUCUUCUUGUGAGGUAUUGUGGAAAUGAUAUAUUAGUUAGCGCGGUGUUAAAAGAGACCUCAAGUGUUACAACUACAUCUCUCUUAUCUUUGACCCAAGCAAGUAGGCCUAUGCAUAUACAGAUAUAAGCCAUCACGGAAACAGCGCAAUCUCAAC